ACCACCCUUGUUUUGUAUCCUACCGCAGAUGAGUCACGAGAAGUUUUAGCAUUCACGAAGGUUCACUAAAAACGACCCAAAUGUGAGUUAGUGGAGAUGACACAGGUGACCCGAAUGAAAACGCCUUAGCCGGAAGAGCUUCUGGGGAGACGCCGACCCUUAAUUGUGUGAGGUUCGGGCUGCCUACUUUGUUAGCCCACCUGCACUCCGAGCGGAUUUGCUAUUGGAGGAACCACUGUGGCUGCUAGCAAAUCUCGUUAGCCGCUAACUACCGUAGCUAGUAACGAGCUAACUACAGCGGCUAAUAACAAGCUACAUAGCCGCUUCGCCCGAGUGAAGUGAACGGGUCGCGGGGUGUGGAGCGGCACCGCUACUUUUGGAGGACUGGAUAUAUUUAGGGAAGGAAUUCCUUUCCGCCAGAAGUGGUGUUAUCAACCACGGUGGCAGCUGCAUUGUUGUGCCUCUCCCCUGCCUUAUUCUCAUUGUUGGCGAAGCCUCCUGUCUGCACACCGCCGAGUCCAUGUAUGCUAGCAAAGGCUGCAGCCAUCUACAGUGAUGUCUCAUUAGCCAACGAACAUUAGUGUUUUGCUUUUGGCCAUUUAUGUGUGUAUGCGGUCACUGGUACGAGCUUCUGGAGACUGACUGUGCAGUAUCAUCCCACCCCUGACGCCUGUAUAAUAACUGUACUUUCAUGUCGUAUCACCCGACAGCCAGUAGUCCCUCCAAAAGAACCAGACGCGGAGCAUGCAGGAAAAGAAAAUACUUCAGAUAAGUAGAUAGGGGACGUCGGACACAACUGAGAUAAUUUGGACUGUGUGGUUACUCAAACCCUCAAAACAGGGAUUGCAUUUGGAGAAAGGAAAGGAUGAAGAAGUUUUCCAGAAUGCCAAAGUCCGAGAGCGGUGGGCUCGGAGGGACGUCCAGCUCCGGCUCCGGACUCAGCAGCUACUUGGGCAAAGUGUUUGCAAUCGGCCGGUAUCAGGUCACCGUGGACGAGCUUAUUGCUGAAGGAGGCUUUUCGGUGGUGUUUCUGGCUCGCACGCACAGUGGUGUCCGCUGUGCACUCAAAAGGAUGUACGUCAACAACGUCCCGGACCUAAAUGUGUACAAGAGAGAGAUCACUAUCAUGAAGGAGCUGUCAGGUCACAAGAACAUUGUGGGCUACCUGGACUCCACCAUCAACGCGGUGUCGGAAAGCGUCUGGGAGCUCCUGAUCCUCAUGGAAUACUGUAAAGCGGGCCAGGUGGUGAAGCAGAUGAACCAGCGGCUGAAUGUGGGCUUCACUGAGGCCGAGGUCCUCCACAUCUUCUGCGACACCUGUGAGGCCGUGGCCCGCCUCCACCAAUGCAAGACGCCCGUCAUCCACAGAGACCUGAAGGUGAGGAGAACGUUUUCUCCACAGGCACUUGGAUGCUUGUUGUACAAGCUGUGUUUCUUCUCACUUCCAUUUGGGGAGAGUCAAGUUGCCAUUUGUGACGGAACCUUUGUCGUUCCAGAUGACUCCAAAUACUCGUUCAAGUUGCCCUGUCUAAUCAGGUAUAUGCUUGAAACUGACCCGGAGAAGAGACCAGACAUUUACCAAGUGUCCUACUUUGCCUUCAAAUUAGCUGGGAAAGAGUGUCCAGUGCCAAAUCUCUUUGUAAACUCUCCCAUCCCUACAUCGCUCCAGAGCCCUAACUGUCGAGUGUGGGCGCUGCUAGAAGGAAGCAUAACGAAGCCAGAUAACAGGAAAAUCCGCUGGCCCGCACCGAAACCAUCAGCUCCAGACAGCAGGCCAAGCAGGCAAACAGUAACGUCCUGCCCGCUCGCACAACACUGCACCACUGUAAAGAUGACCGUGCACCCUCAACACCCGUCAAGCAACGCCCAGCAAGCUCCCACCCCUGGCUCUGGGCAGCCCCCCGUGCAGCCCCAACCCAGCAGUCAGCAGCACCGGGUCCUGCAGCAGCUACAGCCUGGUGACUUGCGUUUACAGCAGCUACAACAACAACAACAACAACACCACCACCAACAACAACAACAACAACAACAACAACAAGCAGUGCAGCAACAACAUGCAAAUGCACAGCAACUCCAAUACCUCCAGUACCAACAGGCAGUGCAGCAGUCCCUCCAGCUUCAGCAGCAGCAGCAGCAGCAGCAGCAGAUGAUGAUGCAGCCCAUGUACCAGCAGCAGAUUGCCCAGGCUCAGGCCCAAGCUCAGGCCCAAGCUCAGGCUCAGGCCCAGUACGCAGCCAUGCUGCACCAGUACCAACAGGCUUUUAUCCAGCAGCAGCAGCAGCAGCAGCAGCAGCAGCAGCAGCAGCAGCAGCAGCAUCAUCAACAUCAGCAGGAGCUUCUUCAUCAUCAUCAGCACCAGCAGCAGCUUCAUCCCGCUCCGCAGACUCUCCCCUACAUGUCCUCCCCUCUUGAGUUCCAGAUUCCGCUGGGAUCCUAUAACACGACCCCUUCCACUGCUGGAGCUGUGCAGGUGGGGGGGCCGUCACCUGUCGACUCUUCAUACUCUAACCCCAGCAGGAACCCUCUCCUUGCUUCAGAUGGGAUCACGCCCCCCUCUCAGAGCAGCAACAGUACAGCCACUAACCCCCCCGACAUGUCGCGCUGGAACCCCUUUGGUGAGGACAACUUCUCCAAGCUGACCGAGGAGGAGCUGAUCGACCGGGAGUUUGACAGACUGCGAGCAAAUGAGCCAGGGGAGAGAACAUCCAGCGCUGAAAAGGAGCGAGCGCCGCCCGCCGCCUCCACCCUGCUGCCAGAGGACCUGUUCGGCUCAGUCCCGUUCGUGGCCAGCGCAGGUGCAGAUGGGACAAACUCUGAGCCGACCAAUGAGGAGGUCAGCGUUCUUGCCCUCAUCUCAACCCCAGAGGAUCUGCAACCAGUUGCGGCUAAGGAGCACCAAGUGAGCAGAAAGAGCCACUGCGUCCCAGGUGAAGAGUCCGACAGUGACUUUGAAUCCGACCCUCCUUCGCCAAAGAGCAGUGAGGAAGAGGAUCCGGAGGAGGAAGAAGGCCUGAAUAGUGAACAUGGUGAAGACAAUGAGCCAGAGAACUUAGGGCAGAGGCCUCUGUUGAUGGACUCUGAAGAAGAGGGAGAGGAGGAUGAAGACAUGCACAGCUCCGACUCAGAAUUUGACCCCAGCAGGGUCAGGGGCCACUCAAAGAAAGCUCUGGCCAGUAAAGCAGCUGUAGUGACCCCCAGGAGUUCUCCGGAGAGUCCUGCCAUGACUCUGAUUAGCCCUCUGGGGUCUCCGAGCAAAGUGAGAGCUGCUCCAGCUGAAGACUCUGUGGAUGUGUUUGGUUCUGUCCCUUUCCUUGGAGGAACCUCGCCUGUCGGACCAACAGAGAACUCAGACAUAUUUGCUAAAGCCCCUUUCAGGCAAGUUAGCGACGAGCAGCUAACAAGGGACGACUUUGAUGUUUUUACCAAAGCGCCAUUCAACCGGAACCUGUCUAAGUCGGGACAGAGUGGCAGUGAUGUAUCCACAGGCCAGACGCUCUCCAUUUCCCCUGAGCCCAUUGACAUUUUUGGCUUCUCUCCCUUUGAGCCAGGUGCCAUCGCCCCGUUCCCCACAAGCUCCAGAAGCGCAGAAGAUAUCUUCCAUUCAUCUUUCGAGGAGUCGGCCAGCCCUCAGCAGCAGAGACUAAAGCAGCGCAGCCUACAGAAGCUGUCGUCCCGACAGAAGAAAAACAAGCAGGAAAUCACAACAGGCGGCAGCAUCGGCAAACGCCACCACGGUACACCAACCGGAGGUCGUAAGAGCAACAAGUCGACCUACCGCACACCUGAGAGAGUCCGCAGACACAAGAAGGUCGGCCGCAGAGACUCGCAGAGCAGCAACGAGUUCCUCAGCACCUCCGACUCUAAAGAGAACAUCAGCGUUGAUAUAACCAUGGCCGAGGGGACAGACAAAGGAGCUUCUCUCCCAGUAGACGAGGUUUUUCUGGACCCUUUUGGAGCCAAGCCAUUCCAUCCGCAGGACGGCAGUCGGCACAGCCAGUAUCAAGGACUCACUGACAGCACAAGCGGCAUGGGCCCAGCCAAUAGCAAGUCCUGGUCUGGCUCACUUCCCGAUCUUGAAGACAGCAGCAUGGAUGACUUCGGGGCGGUGCCCUUCACAGAAGUGGUCGUCCACAGUGGACCUGAGGAGGAACCGCCCUCACAGCCGGGGGACCUCGACCCGUUCGGAGCUGCGCCUUUUCCAACGAAGGAGUGACUUCCUGUUCUGCCAGGGUCUGUCAAAUAACACCUGAGCACAUUUUCUUUCUUUCUUUCUUGCGAAUAUCUUCAAUCAACCAUGAAACGACAAGCUAACAAAUGCAUAUUUUUUUAAAAGAACAUUAUAAUGCAUCUCUAUUUGAAUAACAUCAAUCCUGUGGAGUGCGAGUGACUGUGCUACAUAUCUUUCAGCUGUUCCCGCUGAGAGCCUUUCAUGCUGCAUCUUAACGCUUGUGAAGACGUUUGAAGCGGAGCAGAAAACCUUCUCGGAAGUCCCACUGUGAUUGUAAGCUUAACGUUCGACUCGCUGCAAAAAGCUCUUUAUGGCUUGCCUUCUCAUCUACCAAUAUUAUUUUUUAGCACCUCGAAGCCUUACCUGAGCUAGCUAGGCUCUGCCUUGCCACACAGUCCCUCGGAAACCACGGCACGGACGUUGGCCUUUUUUGUCGCUGAGAUUCUUCGGGAAUUGACCUUAACCACUUUGUUUUAUUCUUAUUAGAUCUUUCUCUAUGCAUCAUUUAACUCUAGUCUUCACACAGCAAUGUGAAGCUGUCAUCUUUGUUGGAUUACACUUUCUAGAGGGGAUCACACUUUAUUGUACUUCCCUAAAAUGCGAAUUGAAUCAGGUAUACAUUUUGGCUCUUAACUGUUUUAUCCUUUUUAACCGUAAACUUUGAGGUAAGUAAUGUUAAUUUUAAAUUUCUAUUCUAUAACUCAACAUAUUUUGUUAGAAAUAAGGAAUUAAUAAAACACAAACACAUUAGAUCACUGUUCUUAGAUCCCUUUUAAAAUCCCACAAGGUGUACCUCCAUUUUCUCAGAAAGUGCUUCUCACAUUGGAACCCAUAACAUUUUCAUUCAAAUCCACGCUCAAGGAUGAAAACACAAUAUAACGUUUGUUAUUUUUCACAAAUCAUAAGAAAAGACCAACAAUGUGUAAAUCUGAGUGGAACACUUUCUGAAUUCCUGUAUGUGGCUCUCAAACCCAAGCUCAUUGCUUCUUACUGAAGCCUUGUCAAGAUUGAUACCUAUCUGUAGAUCUACAGUCAAGAGACCCUUAGCUUAGCUUAGCAUAGCACUGAUAAAAGUGAAAAUCGCUAGCCUGGCUUUGACCAACUGUACCAAAAUGUGCUUACCAACACAUAUAAAGUUUAACAAUAAGUACUAAAAGUGUGUGGGUUUUUAAUAUAUGUUUACAGGAAGUUAUUUACAACACUAUUUCUUGAACUGGAGCAGUGACGUCCUCGGGUCCCAGGGGUUUCCGUGAAACCUCAAGGUGACGAAAAGACUAAAGACAUGUGAUGGUAGGCAGACUGAGCUACCUUUUAGACGGAGCCAGGCUAGCUUUUUUUCCCAUAACACUAACCUGCUAAUGCUUUCUAUUGAAAGCAUAGAUAUGUGUGUGGCAUUAAUCUCCUCAUCAAACUAUCAGCAAAAAAUAUAUCAUUUUAUAUAAAUACAAAUGUUGUGCAGCAGAACACUGUGUGCUGAGUUGAGUCUAGACAUGACUUUAGUCAACUAAUUGGUCGUAAUUUAGUUAUGUAUUUUUUCACUUGGUUGAAUUCAUUCUAGCAAACGUAUGAGCACCACUCUUGUAUUCACAAGUUUUAAAAUGGUUGCUUUUCAAUCAUUCUUUCUGAAAAACUCAGUUUUAUAGAUCUGUCCAUAACGUGAACUAAUUGAGGACUGCCAGAGAAAGAGCAAUGGGGUUUCAGGCAUUAGCUACAAGGCCAUCAUUUGUCUUAAAGAUUAUACAUAUUGGUCUUUUAAUGUUAUUUGUUCAAUAUAACAAAUAAUAAUGCAUGUCUUUCCACAAAAUAUCAAUUGGUGUAUUCACAAAGAGAAACACAUUAAAACCCAAUGAGAUAACUGUAAUGUGUAUUCAGGUCAUUUGUACUUAUAGAUGCACUUGUCGGUACUGAAUUAUUCCAUUAUCUUGUUCUGUGUGCUCUAGAAUGAAGGCCUUUAACACUGAUUUACCUUCACAACCUUUGGCUCAUUGAAUUAAACCUGCAGGUCGCCGUGUUUGACCAGUGGAACCAUUUGAUACAACUACUUUCCAGCUUUGAUUUUUUUCACAAGGGUAUCUCUGAUAUUGUAUUUAUCAUGCUUUACUGCGGUUUGAUGCAAUAAAAAAAAAAGAAGAGUCAUCU
Molecule: messenger RNA, 6367 nt
Organism: Notothenia coriiceps (black rockcod)
Lineage: Eukaryota; Metazoa; Chordata; Actinopteri; Perciformes; Nototheniidae
Gene: bmp2k
Product: BMP2 inducible kinase
Exons: 14
Coding region: 866-4213 (1115 amino acids)
Biological process (GO): protein phosphorylation
Molecular function (GO): protein kinase activity; ATP binding
Source: RefSeq, a predicted model, not a curated record